CGCAUUAUAUAUAUAAUUGAUAUUUAGUACUUGUGCGCAUGUGGCCUGAAACAAUGUGGUUGAUAUAUUCUUAAAGCAUUGCACAUGGCCUAGACUGACUUUUUGUGCGUACUUGGUUGUUAGAACAGACGGCAUAUAAAUUGGUCUGCUUGGUCGCGUUGCACAUCCUCUUCCUUAUAUUUGUAAAGAAAACACUUCUAUUUUUUCACAUAUUUGUGCGCCUAAAAAUAACACGUUUAUCUUUGCGAAACCAUGUUAAAAUCAAUCACCAUAUUGCUACUGCUAUCACUGUGCAUGAUUAUUGUGCUAGCGGCGUCUGCGUCUGCGUUGGAUUCCAAUUUUGGGCCCGCGCCUGCUGCACCGCUACCGCCAUUGGCGCAAAACCGCGCCACCUGCUCCGAAGGUGACCGUCGUUGCAUCGGGCCAAGCAACCCGGGACUCUAUUACAGGUGCACCGGUGGCCAGUGGACAACGUAUAGCUGCGGCAGUGGCUCUACAUGCCACAAUCCGACCGGGAAAUGCAGUUCAGCAAAGCCACCGCCUCCUCCUCCUCCUCCCCCGCCGCCGCCUCCUCCUCCGCCAGCUUGCUUCGACGGGCAGCGGCGGUGUGUCGGCGGUAGCGGAUCGGCAAUGUACUACUUGUGCUCUGGCAACGAGUGGAGAUUGUACAGUUGUGGCAAUGGCUACCAGUGCUCAUCAACAACACCGCUCCAGGCCACGUGCACUCCGAUAGUACCCCAAUGCGUCAACGGCACGGAGCGCUGCGCGGGUCCUCAGAACCCAUCUGGCUACUUCACCUGCGUCAACGGCCACUGGCAGUCGCAGUCGUGCUCUGUCGGCGAUCGCUGCAUCAACAUUCCUGGCAACAGGGUCAACUGCCAGGUGCGUGGCGUCCUGCAGAUGAAUUUGGAAGCGGCGGCGGAAGCCUAAAUUUCAAGCACCAAGCUCUGAGUCCUACAGGUUUUGGAGCAGGCUGUUGCGGCUACAAAGAUCAAUUCUAGAGUUUCAAUUUUGAUCACCCUCACCCCGCUCAGCAGAAAGAUUUUUCCGCCCU
Messenger RNA from Kickxella alabastrina, 1054 nucleotides. RefSeq lists its product as uncharacterized. NCBI's taxonomy places the organism in Eukaryota, Fungi, Kickxellomycota, Kickxellomycetes, Kickxellales, Kickxellaceae. The coding region runs from base 253 to 930 and encodes 225 amino acids. The record is from RefSeq and is a predicted model, not a curated record. The transcript has a single exon.